AUGUCGGACGAAGAUGUGCAGGAGCAGACGAUCGCUGAGGACCUGGUGGUCACCAAGUACAAAAUGGGCGGUGACAUCGCGAAUCGUGUGUUGAAGUCCUUGGUUGAAGCAGCCAACGUGGGAGUAUCUGUGAUGUUCCUUUGUGAAAAAGGCGACACCUUAAUCAUGGAAGAAACAGGAAAGAUUUUCAAAAAAGAGAAAGAAAUGAAAAAAGGCAUUGCUUUUCCCACCUGUGUAUCCGUGAACAAUUGUAUUUGUCACUAUUCUCCUCUCAAGAGUGAUCCAGACUACCUCCUAAAGGAUGGAGAUCUUACUAAAAUUGACUUGGGUAUUCAUGUGGAUGGAUUCAUUGCAAACGUAGCACAUAGUUUUGUUGUUGGUAGUAAACAGGAUAUUCCAGUGUCUGGUCGCAAAGCUGAUGUCAUCAAAGCUGCACAUUACUGUGCUGAAGUGGCUUUAAGAUUAAUUAAACCUGGCAAUGAGAAUAUAAAAGUGACGGAAGCAUGGAACAAGAUUGCUCAAGCCUUUAAUUGUACACCAGUAGAAGGUAUGUUGUCACAUCAAUUGAAGCAGCAUGUUAUUGAUGGGGAUAAAACUAUAAUUCAAAACCCUACAGACCAACAGAGGAAAGAUCAUGAAAUUAUUGAAUUCAGAUUGCAUGAAGUGUAUGCUGUUGAUGUUCUUCUAAGUACUGGCGAAGGCAAGGCAAAAGAUGCUGGACAAAGAACAACAGUUUAUAAGAGGGACCCGACACAACAAUAUGGUUUGAAAAUGAAAACAUCUCGUGCAUUUUUUAGUGAAGUUGAAAGACGAUUUGAUACAAUGCCCUUUACUUUAAGAGCAUUUCAAGAUGAAAAAAAGGCCAAGAUGGGUGUAAUGGAAUGUACUAAGCAUGAACUUCUUCAACCAUUCAAAGUACUUUAUGAGAAGGAGGGUGAGUUUGUUGCUCAGUUUAAGUUUACAGUUCUCCUCAUGCCAAAUGGUCCUCUGCGAAUUACCAGUGGAAUGUUCAAUAGUGAAAAUUAUAAGUCAGAAUUUGAUGUGAAGGACCCUGACAUCAAGGUCCUACUCCAAAGCUCUAUUAGUAGAAAGUCCCAUAAAAAGAAGAAAAAAAAGAAUUUCAGAUCGGAAGUCAAUUGUAAUACAGAUGAUAUGAACAUGAAAAAUGAGGCUGGAAACUGA
Mobula hypostoma (lesser devil ray) is the source of this 1182-nucleotide messenger RNA. Its product is annotated as proliferation-associated protein 2G4-like. The coding region runs from base 1 to 1182 and encodes 393 amino acids. The record is from RefSeq and is a predicted model, not a curated record. The transcript has 13 exons. NCBI's taxonomy places the organism in Eukaryota, Metazoa, Chordata, Chondrichthyes, Myliobatiformes, Myliobatidae.